Molecule: messenger RNA, 1029 nt
Organism: Rosa chinensis
Lineage: Eukaryota; Viridiplantae; Streptophyta; Magnoliopsida; Rosales; Rosaceae
Product: 50S ribosomal protein L18
Exons: 4
Coding region: 263-760 (165 amino acids)
Biological process (GO): translation
Cellular component (GO): ribosome
Molecular function (GO): structural constituent of ribosome; 5S rRNA binding
Source: RefSeq, a predicted model, not a curated record
UUUGUUUCAACGCUUCAAUAUUCUUACUAGGGUUCUGUUCUCCAAGAGUCGAGACAAAAGAAAACUCCCAUCCUUUUCUCCCUCAUUUUGUUAGCCACCUGGCGUUUCUGCGCCAUCUUUCAAAUAUCAGACGCCUUCAAAUAUUAGACUGCCCGUAAAGGUGUUCGACGAAAUGCCUGAAUGAACUUGCUUUGCUUUUUUUGCAGAUUUUCUGCAGUCUUUCAACAAUACCCAAUUUGCUACUGUAAAUCGUUUUCAUAGUAUGGCUCUAGUGAAUGUUGCUGCUCUCAAGUUUACAACUUCUGCCCUUUUUGGGACUCGUUCUGCAACUUCAAACUUUCAGGUCUUGCAGACUAAGAGAAAUUUCUCCAUGAAGCCGGUAGUAAUGAGAGCGAGGCAGCAUGCCAGAACCGAAAGUGCGAAAACUCUAAACAGAAGAAUGCAGAAGAAGUACAAUGGCACGCCUAAGAAGCCGAGGCUUUCAGUAUUCUGUUCAGACAAACAAUUGUAUGCUAUGCUGGUAGAUGACCAAAACAAGAAGUGUUUGUUUUAUGGAAGCACCCUGCAGAAAUCUAUUCGCCAGGAUCCCCAUUGUAGUACCCCUGAAGCCGCAAAACGUGUUGGCAAGGAGUUAAUCAAGGCCUGCAAUGAUCUCAACAUAGGCGAAAUAUCGUCUUAUGAUCGCAAUGGGUUUGCUACCGGGGAAAGGAUUCAAGCAUUUGAGAUUGCAAUUUCAGAAUACGGGUUCUUGUCAAGAUAAAUUGCAUUCGCUUCUAAGUAAACUCUUGUUGAUAUUACUUGGAACUGAGUAGUUCUGUUGCAAUAUAAAACUUCUACACUGUGUGAAGAACUUCCCACUACAACUUUUAACGGAUGAAUAAGUUUAUUUUUGAAACUAUUAAGAACGUCAAGAUUUCGUUUGCAUAAGGAGAUCAAAAGAAAUCUUGUAUUUAGAUUAAAUUUUUUAGUGUAAUAGGAAACUGAAUUGUGGAUUUUGCAUUUUAUAUCAAUGAUGAUAACUGGGGAAGA